Messenger RNA from Tinamus guttatus (white-throated tinamou), 325 nucleotides. NCBI's taxonomy places the organism in Eukaryota, Metazoa, Chordata, Aves, Tinamiformes, Tinamidae. The record is from RefSeq and is a predicted model, not a curated record.
CCUCGCCUCGCCAAACUCGGGCUCGCGUGCCCCGGCGCUGCUAUGCCAGCCAUCCUGCUCUUCUGGAGCCGCGCGGAGAGGAACAAAUACUCAGCUCCAGGCAGCAUUGCUGUCAUGGGGAAGGACUAUUACAAGAUUUUGGGCAUCCAAUCCGGAGCCAAUGAGGAUGAAAUCAAGAAAGCGUAUCGGAAAAUGGCCCUAAAGUACCACCCCGAUAAGAACAAAGACCCCAACGCCGAGGAGAAAUUCAAGGAGAUUGCAGAGGCCUAUGAUGUGCUGAGUGACCCCAAGAAACGAGCUGUGUAUGACCAAUACGGGGAAGAAG